This is a messenger RNA of Lachancea thermotolerans CBS 6340, 1002 nucleotides long. Its product is annotated as transaldolase. Gene Ontology annotation, molecular function: transaldolase activity. Lineage: Eukaryota; Fungi; Ascomycota; Saccharomycetes; Saccharomycetales; Saccharomycetaceae. Gene Ontology annotation, biological process: pentose-phosphate shunt, non-oxidative branch; pentose-phosphate shunt; carbohydrate metabolic process. Bases 1 to 1002 code for a protein of 333 amino acids. The record is from RefSeq and is a predicted model, not a curated record. The transcript has a single exon. Gene Ontology annotation, cellular component: cytoplasm; intracellular anatomical structure.
AUGGCUCACGUUGACAAGAAACAAAAGCAAUCCAACUCUUUGGAACAGUUGAAGGCCACCGGCACUGUUGUGGUUUCCGACACUGGUGACUUCGAGUCCAUCGCCAAGUACACUCCACAGGACGCCACCACCAACCCAUCGUUGAUCCUGGCCGCUGCCCAGCAAAAGGCGUACGCCAAGCUGAUCGACACCGCCGUCGCUUACGGUAAGAAGCACGGUAAGACCCUCGAGGAACAGACCGACCAGGCCGUCGACAUGCUGCUGGUCGAGUUCGGCAAGGCCAUCUUGCAGAUCGUUCCUGGCAGAGUCUCCACUGAGGUCGACGCCAGAUUGUCUUUCGACAAGGACGCCACCGUGGCCAAGGCCCUCCACAUCAUCAGCCUGUACGAAGAUGCUGGCAUCAGCCGUGAGAGAGUCCUGAUCAAGAUCGCCUCCACCUGGGAGGGUAUCCAGGCCGCCAAGGAGCUAGAAGAGAAGCACAACAUCCACGUCAACUUGACCCUGUUGUUCUCUUUCUCCCAGGCUGUUGCCGCCGCCGAGGCUAACGUGACCUUGAUCUCGCCUUUCGUUGGCAGAAUCUUGGAUUGGUACAAGAACAACACCAAGGAGGAGUACACUUCCGAGACUGACCCAGGUGUCAAGUCUGUCAAGAAGAUCUACAAUUACUACAAGAAGCACGGCUACAAGACCAUCGUCAUGGGUGCUUCUUUCAGAAACGUCGGUGAGAUCAAGGCUCUUGCUGGUGUCGACUUCUUGACCAUCUCUCCUAAGCUGUUGGAGGAUUUGCUGAACUCCCAGGACCCUGUCCCACAAGUCUUGGACCCAGAGACCGCCAAGGCCGACGGCGACGAGAAGGUUUCUUUCAUCAACGACGAGAGCGCUUUCAGAUUCGACCUAAACGAAGACGCCAUGGCUACCGAGAAGCUAUCUGAGGGUAUUAGAAAGUUCUCUGCGGACAUCGUCACCUUGUUCAAGCUGAUCGAGGGCAAGAUCCAAGCCUAA